ACGGGAGGCAGGCAGGCAGCCGGGCGAAGGGACGCGCGCUGCGAUCCUUCGCCAUCGCGGGCCUGGGGCUCCCCCCUGGGGCCGUCGCGGGGACAGCGCGCCGGUCGCGGCGAGGGGCCGUCUCUCCUCGGCGCUCCUCCUCCUCCGGCUGCAUCAGCGGUUCACGUGGGACUUGGACGCGCCUCCGUCCUGGGCCGGUGGGGACGUCCCUCGAUCCGGCCAUGGCGCGACUCGCGCUCUUGAUGACCCUGAUCCUGCCCGGUAUCGCGCAGCAGGCCGCCCGGCCGCCUCCCUUCUUCCCCGCCGCCGGCUCGGAACCGACCCGCAGCUGCUCCGUGGUGCUGGACCCCGUCUCCGGACAGCUGGAGACCGUGACUGGCUGGGUCCCCGCGGCCGUUGCCUGGGCUAACCUGACCGAGGGCAUCCGGGAGACCGGAUGGGCCUCCCUGGAACUAACCACCAAUGAGAAGUAUAAUGACAGCCUCCAGGCCUACGCGGCAGGGCUGGCGGAAGCAGCUGUGUCUCAGCAGCUCAUCUACAUGCACUGGAUGAACACAAUGGUGGGCUACUGUGGGCCAUUCAAGUACCAGACUGACUACUGCCAGAAGCUCAACAAAUACAUUGAAGCCAACCUCGCCUGGAUGAUGCAGAUGAUGGAGGCAGCGGGCGAUUCUGAAUAUUGGUACCAGGUACGCCUCGCCCUGCUGCAGCUGAAGGGCCUUGAGGAUGGUUAUAACGGCCGGGUGGCCUUCCCAAUCGGCAAGUUCUCCAUCGCACCCUUUGGCUUUCUUUUGUUCCAGUUGGGGGGCGAUUUGGAAGACCUGGAAUCGGCCUUCAACAAAUCUGGAAACCACCGGGUUCUUGGCUCUGGGUCCUGCUCAGCAUUCAUCAAGCUGUUGCCUGGCAACCAGGAUCUCCUUGUCUCCCACGACACCUGGAAUACGUACCAGUCCAUGCUACGCAUCCUCAAGAAGUAUACUAUGCCGUUCCGGACUUCAGCCCGCAGUGACAGCUUGAUCCCCGGGUACGUCCAGUCUUUCUCCUCCUACCCAGGCGCCAUCUUCUCCGGCGAUGACUUCUACAUCUUGAGUAGCGGCUUGGUAUCUCUGGAAACCACCAUUGGGAACAGCAACAGCAGCCUGUGGACGUUCAUCCAGCCCGAGGAGAGCGUCUUAGAGUGGCUGCGCAACAUCGUGGCCAACCGGCUGGCAACAAGUGGGAUGGAGUGGGCAGCCAUUUUCCAGAAGUUCAACAGCGGCACGUACAAUAACCAGUGGAUGAUCGUGGAUUACAAAUCUUUCGUCCCAGGGAAGGCCAGCCUCCAGAAGGGCGUCCUCACAGUGCUGGAGCAGAUCCCGGGGAUGGUGGUUUUUGACGACAAGACGGAACUGCUCUACCAAGAAGGCUACUGGGCGAGCUACAAUGUGCCGUAUUUUAAAGAAAUCUUCAAUACCAGCGGCAUUCCUCAGCUGGUUCAGAAAUACGGCGACUGGUUCACCUAUGAGAAGAACCCCCGAGCCCAGAUAUUCCGCCGCAACCAGACGCUGGUCCGAGACAUGGGCUCGAUGAUCCAGCUCAUGAGGUACAACAACUUCCCGAAGGACCCACUGUCCCGGUGCCAAGGCUGUGAUCCGCCACAGAACGGCGAAAACGCCAUUGCCGCUCGCUCAGACCUGAACCCUGCUAAUGGCACCUACCCCUUUGGGGCCCUGUGUCAGAGGCCACACGGAGGCACCGAUAUGAAGGUCACUUCCUUUGAGAUGGCCAAGAACUACAGUUUCAUUGCCACCAGUGGGCCAACCUGGGACAACCUACCUCCUUUCCAAUGGACCUCCUCUCCCUAUCGCAAUCUGAUACAUAUGGGCCACCCUGACCUCUGGAGAUUCUCGCCCAUCCAGGUCCGCUGGGGCUGAUGCCUCACGGGCUGUGUUUGUGUGUGCUUGUGUCAAACUUUUCCCAUCAAGCUCGACACGACCCCAGCUGGGGCUGUGGGGCUUUGUGGGUGAGCAUGUCGCUUUUUAUUCCCGAAAGGGGCAAAGGUGCUUGAUAAUGAAUGGAUGCAAUC
Lacerta agilis (Sand lizard) is the source of this 2065-nucleotide messenger RNA. It is a transcript of the gene PLBD2, whose product is annotated as phospholipase B domain containing 2. The transcript has 12 exons. The record is from RefSeq and is a predicted model, not a curated record. The coding region runs from base 222 to 1913 and encodes 563 amino acids. Gene Ontology annotation, molecular function: glycerophospholipase activity. Gene Ontology annotation, biological process: phospholipid catabolic process. Gene Ontology annotation, cellular component: extracellular region. Lineage: Eukaryota; Metazoa; Chordata; Lepidosauria; Squamata; Lacertidae.